Messenger RNA from Sceloporus undulatus (fence lizard), 2655 nucleotides. RefSeq names its product glucagon like peptide 2 receptor (gene GLP2R). NCBI's taxonomy places the organism in Eukaryota, Metazoa, Chordata, Lepidosauria, Squamata, Phrynosomatidae. The record is from RefSeq and is a predicted model, not a curated record. Bases 198 to 1751 code for a protein of 517 amino acids. Gene Ontology annotation, molecular function: glucagon receptor activity; peptide hormone binding. The transcript has 13 exons. Gene Ontology annotation, biological process: adenylate cyclase-modulating G protein-coupled receptor signaling pathway; cell surface receptor signaling pathway. Gene Ontology annotation, cellular component: plasma membrane.
UCUGCAGCAGCGCUGCCUGAGAUGCAGGAAAUAUUCUAGUUGAUAGUGUGUAUAUGAAAAUAGAGUUAUUUCCACAGAGCAAAAGGGGUGUUGCCAAGGUUGCUGAGUAAGAUCAGAACUAUGAAUUGAAUUGACCUGCCUGAGUAUACAAGUUUGUCACUCUGGAUUACACUGGAUGCGAGGCACUCCUCUCCAUCAUGAAGAAGUACUCUGGGACUUGUCAUCGACAAGUCCUUACUAUCACAGUGCUGUUCCUAAUCAAACAGGUCAAAGGAAAUUUUGAGAAAAUAAAAAUUAGCUUCCUGUCCUAUAAAGAAGCAUGUCUGAAAAUGUUACAGGAGACUACAGUCAAUGCUGGAAUAUAUUGCAAUGGGACUUUUGAUCAAUUUGCAUGCUGGCCUCAUUCACCUCCAGGAAAGGUCUCAGUUCCUUGUCCAUCUUAUUUACCAUGGCUAGACAAUGGAAGUGCAGGAAAUAUAUACAGAGUCUGUUUGGACCAAGGGAUUUGGCAAAAAGUUGAAAACUCCACCGAAGACGUUUGGAUGAACCGCUCAGAAUGCUUUGGGGAACAGUACUUUAACAGAAAUGCUGAAGAACACACGUUGUUUGUCACCCUCAAGAACCUUUACACUGUGGGAUAUUCUUUCUCUUUUGCUUCCCUUGUCUUAGCAUUGUUCAUAAUGCUACUGCUGAGGAAGCUGCACUGCACGAGAAACUACAUCCAUAUGAACUUGUUUGCUUCGUUCAUCCUGCGAGCCAUGGGGGUUCUUAUAAAAGACAGCGUGACACACAAUACUUAUUUAUUUAUUUCUUUAGACUCAGAAAAGCCAAAUGAUUUAAAUGGAUGGAUGUCCACCUUGGGUCCAGAGACAUUAGCCUUAUGCAGGCUGGCCCAGCUUUUCAUGCAUUACGUUGUUGGGGCAAAUUAUUUCUGGCUUUUGGUGGAAGGAAUUUACCUCCAUAGGUUAUUGUCCACUGUAGUCUCUGAGAAACACCAGCUGCUGAGAUACACCUUUAUUGGAUGGGGUGUUCCAGUGCUUUUUGUUGCUUCCUGGGGAAUAAUAAAAUACCAACUGGAGCAUGAAGGGUGCUGGGCAACACACCAGAACAUGGCAUUUUGGUGGAUCAUUCGAGGGCCCAUAUUAUUUUCCAUUGUUGUGAACUUCUGUAUCUUCCUAAACAUCCUAAAGCUGUUACUUUCCAAACUUAAAGCCCAACAAAUGAACUUUCGUGAUUACAAAUUCAGAUUGGCAAGAUCAACCCUUGUGUUAAUACCAUUACUUGGGAUUCAUGAGAUUGUGUUUAGCUUCAUCAUAGAUGAACAAAUUGAAGGCUUUUCCAGACACAUAAGAACCUUCGUUCAACUGACAAUCGGCUCCUUCCAUGGAUUUCUUGUAGCACUUUUAUACUGCUUUUCUAAUGGAGAGGUAAAAGCUGAACUGCACAAGCAAUGGUCUCGUUUCUUGCUGGCUUACCCUUUUGUCUGCAUGCCCUGCUUUCUUGGAAAGAACAUCAAGCAACUGGGGAGGUAUCCAAAGAAAUCUCAUUUGAGCAAAAAUGGCUUCUCCCUGGAGAUGACACCUCCUCCUCCUCAGAAUAUCCAAGUGGCAAAUCAGAGGACAGGCAGGUGCAACAUGGAGCUCAGCCCCCCAUUGAGGCACAAUCCAAGAGCAAGCAUCUCAGACAGCAGUGAAGGAGAAGUUACAACUGGGGAGACUACAGAAGAGGUCUUUGAAGAAAGCGAGAUUUAGACUGGUAAUAAAUGUAAAAUAAACAAAGGGGUGCUACUGAGAAUUGGCGAGGAAUGCUAUAUCAUGCCUUGUAGGGACGUGAAUGCAUAAAGGGUUAGGAAAGGAUGAAAACAGCUUCCUAGCAUUUUUUCUCCAAUCUGUUAUUUAUUGUGUUGGUCAAAACAUAACCUGGGAGCUGCAUGACAUGGUUUACCCUUGAUUCUCCGGAUGUCCAGUGUGGAAUUCACGGAAUGCAAGGGAUGGAGUGAGCAUCCUAUAAGAGUUACCUGCUUCUCCCACAUUUCUUCUGGACCACCCAGUAUUGAACUUCAUCAGAGACUGAAGGAACUAUCUAGUAGUUAAACCAAGGAUCAAAUCGCAUGGGGCUGCUUUUGCACUUCCCAUAAAGGAUAUCAGUAGCUUUUGUGAUGUUGUUGAAGACGUUGCUGAAUUCCCUCCACCCCACCCCAGCAGUGAAAAAAAUGAACUGGAUUGAUAGUUGGGCUACACACAGCACAUUUAGAAGAUUGCGUGUACAUAUUUAUAAGCACAUUUUCCAACCUUUGCUAUAAUAAUAAUAAUAAUAAUAACAACAACAACAACAACAACAACAACAACUAAACUCUGAACUGUCUUGUUUUUAGUGCACAGUUGUUAAGGUGUCUUCUAAUACUUUCAAGGUAGAAAAUUACUUUAUAGUCCUUACCUUCCCCAAAUGCCUAUACAGGAAGUCAUUAUUACUUUCACUUUACAGAGUGAGAAAUAAUUGGAUUUGCUCAGAACAGAAAUAUCAGAGACACUUUAAAAUUCCUAGAUUGAAAGGGAAGACUGAGAGAAUGUUACUCAAAUGCAUCUACAGUUGGCCUUUGAUAUCCACUGGGGUUUGGUUCCAGGACUUCCUGUGGCUAUCAAAAUCUGUGGAUGC